AUGAUUUUUGGGCAGUUAAUGAUUUUUAACCUCAUCUCUGAAGUUAUUCAAGAUAAGGUUUCUGUGUGUGAGAGCACCAGGACCGCCUUGGAGAAUUGCCUACGGCAACUGAAAUGCCAUUUCACCUGGAACUUGGCGGAGCCGGGAAAGUCCCUGGAUGAUUUCGAAGACAAGGUGUGUAACGCCACGGAGUUUCAGGACAACGAAUUCAGAACCACGGUGUUCAACCUACUGGCCUACAUAGAGCAGCAGCGCGGCCACAGCGAGGCGGCGCUGGAGCGCCUGCGCCAGGCGGAGGAGCUGAUCCAGCGGGAGCACCCGGAUCAAGCGGAAACCCGAAGUCUGGUCACCUGGGGUAACUACGCCUGGGUCUACUAUCACCUGGGCAGACACGCAGAUGCUCAGAUGUACGUCGACAAGGUGAGACGGGUCUGUGAGAAGUCUCGCAGCCCCUACAGAAUGGAGAGUCCUGCGCUGGACUUCGAGGAGGGGUGGGCCCGCUUACAGUGUGGAGGGAGGCACCACGAGAGGGCCAAGGUGUGCUUUGAGAAAGCUCUGGAAAAGGAGCCCAAGAACCCGGAGUUCGCCUCCGGACUGGCCAUCGCGAGCUACCGUCUGGAUACCUGGCUGCAGCCUCAGAAUCCCAUCGACCCUCUGCGGCGGGCCAUUCAGCUGAAUCCCAACAACCAGUAUGCCAAAGUCCUCUUGGCUCUGAAACUUCUGAAGAUGAACGAAGAGGGGGAAGGAGACAGGCUCGUGGAGGAGGCGCUGAAGGGAGCCCCGUGCUCAACAGAUGUGCUCUGCGGAGCAGCAAAACUGUAUCAGAGAAAAGGAGCGCUGGACAAAGCUAUAGAGCUGCUGAGAAAGGCUCUAGAAGGCAUGCCGAACAAUGCCUCCCUGCACUGGCAUAUGGGCUGCCUCUGCAGGACAAAAGUCCUCGAGAUGCUCCAGGGCACAGGAAAGAAUGAGUCCGGGAACAGGGAGAAGUUACAGGAAGCCAUAGGACAAGCUGUGCAUCAUUUAAAGAGAGUGGAUGAGGCCAAUGCAGACUUCCCCUGUGUCUGCUCCUACCUGGCCUGCCUCUAUGCGCAGGCAAGCCAGUAUGACCACGCGGAGCAUUACUUCCAAAAAGAAUUCAGCAAAGCGCUUUCUCCUGGGGCCAGACAGGUGCUCCAUCUGCGCUAUGGCAACUUCCAGCUGUAUCAGAUGAAGAGUGAAGACAAGGCCAUCCAUCAUUUCAUACAGGGUGUGAAAAUCGACCUGGAAUCAAAGGAGAAAGAAAAGAUGAAAAAUAAGCUGCAAAAAAUUGCCCUUAUCAGGCUUUCUAAAAAUGAAGCCGAUUCCAUAGCUUUGCACCUCUUGGCGUUUCUUCAGGAGCUGAGUGGAGACAUGCGGCCAGCAGAGGAAAACCCUGAGAGGCGUUUGGACUCUGGAAGCUUCCUCUGUUCAGCAUCUUUUGCCAAGGAAUGAGGAAUCAGGAUAUGGUGUGAGUGGGAUGAUGGAGGGAAGGGAGCAGAAACCCCUCCACCAAGUGGGUAUUCACGAUAUUGGGCAACUCGUACAACUGGGGUUUUUUUCCUCUAAGCCUUAAGAAUCCAGGACUCUGGCUUACACCCUGAUGCCCACCACCGUGCACCGUGGCAUAGACAUGGACUGGGCCGCUGGCCAUGGGUCUGGACCAGGUUUGUGGAGGAACCUCCUGGGCUGAGUGUUAAAACAUGAGUUGCUCAUGGAAUUCUGAGACAGGGACUAGACUGGAGCCGAGAGGGUCCCAGGGCUUGGUUAGGGGGCUACUUCCCAACUGACCUCUUGGGAGCAGUUUGCAUUGUGACAUUCCCUUAGUCAUCCUCCGUGCGGUGAUGCCUUGGGUUUGUCUCUAGGUUUAUAUAAAGCAGCUGGAUCCCUCACAUCUGUAACAGUGUGGUCCGUUUUGCAAUGUUUUUCCACCCUUGGAGUCAUUUUAGAUCUUACACAGUUUGGCCCUGCAUAGACGCUAAUGUGCUGUGUCCAUUCAAAGGCCAGGGGACCAAAGCCUCCAUAGGACUGGGUAUCUCCUCUCCCUCACUUCCGCUUCCUCCCCAGACAGUCCUCAAUCUAGACUGUCCUAUACAACCUGAGUUCAGUUGUCCCAUUGACUGAGGUGGGAACAUAGUUUGAAAAAAAGAGAACAGAGAACAGGUUGAGUUUAGAAGGAACACAUCCAAGACAAGCAAUGGGGUCAGGCCAUCAGGGUCCAAGAGUUUCAGGAGGCACAUGGGGAGAUUUCGCCUCCAUUCUGCCCUCCCUGUAUUACAGCGUAUGAAGAAUAAAAAGGGGGAUUCUGUAGAAUACGCUAGAAAGCAAAAUAAUUCAUUUCUUUAAAAUGUCUGGAAAAAUAAAUGUCACGCCAGUAGGGACAGGGAUUGAGUAGACAAAAGAGAAAGAGAGAAGAAUGUUGUCAUUGUAGACUGUAAUCAUAUGGAGAAAAAUCUCAUUUUCUUGGCCACUGUUAGGAAAAUUUCCUUGUACAAUGAAGACUUGCUUUGUUCAGAAAUGCUUGGAUGAGCCCAGGCCCAAGGUAAUAGAAAAACAGCAGAACAGAAGGCUCAUUUGGAGACCAAGGACCUAGCGAAAGGUCUUGUGAAAUGACAUCAAUAACAGCGAGUUUUUUUCCCCAAUUACACAUGUUGUGUUAGGUGAAAUAAAAUUUCUCACCCUGAAAAUCCUCAAGGGAACCAUAAAAUUCAUGGUUUGCUUGGGGUGAUUGGGGUUUUCUAGGUAAAUACUGAAUGGCCCAUGAUAUCAGGAUUAAUGCGAACAGACUCAGGUGACCCAGCAUGAAACAGACCCUCAGUCAUCCUCUGGGUUGCAAAAUAUUUGCCUGUUAGGAUUAAUUUAAAUUUAAAUAGUGGUUAUCAGGGGCUGGGGGUUGGGGAAGUGUGAGAGAUGUUGUUUGAAGGUAACUAGUAAAUAAGUCCUGGAGAUCUAAGGUAUAGUAUAGUAUCUUGAAUAUAGACAACAAUAUUGUAUUGUAAUCAUCAAACUUGCUAAAAGGCUAGAUCUUGAUUAUUCACACCACAGAAAAGAAAUGAUAAUUAUAUGACAUGAUAAAGGUGAUAACUAUCACUACAGUAACUUUUGCUACAAUCAUAUUACAAUAUAUAAAUGUAUCAAAUCAACCUUAAAUUUGUACAGUAUUAUAUGUGAAAUGUAUUUCAAUAACUUUAAGUAUAUAUUAACAUUUUUAUUAAGCAAUGAAAACAUUAUAUAAACUUCAAGAUUUUUUUUAAGUUAAAAAUUCCAGCUACUAUAAUGGCUUUCACGUUAUUUUCUGUAUUAAAAAUUGUGUUGUGUGCACUUGAGAUCAGCAGUAUGCAUAGUAUGGAUUCCUGAAAAAACCAUAGAUUUAAUAAAUAAAUAACUUAGAGGUGAUGGAACACAAA
This is a messenger RNA of Leptonychotes weddellii (Weddell seal), 3422 nucleotides long. The record is from RefSeq and is a predicted model, not a curated record. NCBI's taxonomy places the organism in Eukaryota, Metazoa, Chordata, Mammalia, Carnivora, Phocidae.